This is a messenger RNA of Varroa destructor (honeybee mite), 2433 nucleotides long. RefSeq lists its product as uncharacterized. The record is from RefSeq and is a predicted model, not a curated record. Lineage: Eukaryota; Metazoa; Arthropoda; Arachnida; Mesostigmata; Varroidae.
UCCGGUGCAGUGAGGUAUGCGCCAUAGCAACGGUAGCGAUUCCCUGUGCUAAGGCAGAGAUCAGCCUUCCUCGCCGAUGUAAACAAACAGAUUGACAAAUGGCGGCCGCCAGUCGAGGAACCGAAUGGACUACUUUUUUAGAGAAACUUCCUUUGGAGCGAGCUGAGAAGCUUCUAAAUGAGUUGGGUGAAAGCCUAUCAGGGGUUCAGACCCGGGGACCGCAAGCAGAACAUUACAAUGAGCUGACACCUGAAGAUUUUGAGAGGGGUACUCGAGCACUAAGUGAUCUUUUCAAGAACCUUUGCCUACCUUCGUCACCAACGAAGACGCCAACUUCGAACGGUGACGGCAACGGCUUGCUAUCAGUAUCUAUGGAACGCCUCUCGAGUCCAUACAAAGAAAAACUUCGACAAGUGGUGCUUCGUCAUGAAGAAAGGCUGCGGCUGAGGUUCCUGAGAGAAGGCUCUCUGCCUCAACGCGCUCUGGCGCACUUCGAUUGGGAAGCAGAGGUGGUCGUUGCAAGCAGCGCGUUGUCCUCGCAGGAAACGCCUCUCGUUCGUCUUUCGCUAGGUUUUCUAGGUCCCGACGGAGAAUCUGUUCGAAAUGUCACACUGGAGAUGCAGAGUCGUCAACUUGAUCGAACGAUCGAAGAACUCGAAGCCUGUAUUGAAGGGCGACUACCACUCGAUGUCUCGGGCGGAACCCUAAAGAACUCUGAAAUCGGAUAUGCAAAUGGAGAGCUUAUCGUGGCACUCACCUAUGAACGCAAUUAACUUACGUAUUCGAAAGUCAAGAUUGAUAACCAUGGAAGCCUUCCUUCGAGUGGCAUUCUGCACACCACAGGAGAUACGGUUCUGCCAUUGCAUUCAGUGGCUGGUACACGGGUGCAAACCGUUCCAACGAACAACGAUAACAAGCAGAAUGAGUGCAUCGGUAUCAGAUAAGAGAUAACAGAAAUCAAAAGAGCAACACUAUGAAAACAUUAAUUUGGUUUGCGAUUCUACAUAUUAAGGUUUUACACAUGUGUGUGGGGUGGCGUGAUGGGUCAGAAAAUAUACGGUAACAUCGUAAGCGGACUUGGGCUGGGCCUGUAACGUAAAUGUUAUAUCUAUCGAAGUUAGCCAGUGCUUUGAUAUGUUUUGGAGACGCAUUGUCGCAAAGGUUGAGCAGCCACACAACCAAAUGAAUAGUAGUGCGAAUGCUUAUUAUUCACAUUGACGAUUGAUAAUGAUGCAAUAAUACUACAACAAUAUUACAAACGAUUCCACUUCGUAAGCUGACGCUGAUAGUGAAAUCGGGCCGGACAGCGUACCUGGGAUUAAAUGAAGCAUGCAGUAGAAAAGUAUUAGUUGGCUCGCUGUACCCAUCACUGGUAACACAGUCUCUCAUGUGUUAACGUAGUGAAGAGAUAAGCCUAGGCUAUAAAGGAGUAGAAAAGCAAUUACUUCGAACGUAUACAGAGAUAUAUACAGAGUCGGCACGUGAAUCAUAUGAAAGAAUGCGUAUUUCGUAUCGCCCUUACGUCGUAUAAUAAUACUGCGCGAUGAACAAGUAACAAACAGAAAGCAAUGUUUUUUUUUUUUAUAGAGUUCGAGCCGUUGGCAAUUGUUGGAUUAAAUUUGCGGGUGAAAAAAAUAGAACAAGUUAUCCAUCGAUUAGCGUAAGUGAAGUCCAACAUUCGGCGUCUGACGGCCUCGAUGUCUAUCUAUUCUAACAAAGACACUAUUAUCAUCUAGGUUUUGGCGUUAACAGGUGUCAGUUGGUCACGUGGAGUCAACAAGAAGAUAUGGCUUAUUUAAACAGAAAAAUUAGCUGUCUAGAUGCGGUGUGGGUACAAUGCUUUGACACAACCAUUCUAAUAACAGGUGAACCGUACGCCAAUAUUCAGUCUCUAGCAGUACAACUGUACUAUUAGCAGUAAAAGCAAAUAAGCUUAGUAUAUGAUAUAAAGUAGUAUAUUAUAUGAAUGAAAACAAGGGCAUUGCCGUACCUAGAUAACAAUAUAUUAUGGAAAUAUAUACACUAUUACUAUUUUCUACUGAAAGAUAGUAAUACGAAUCGCAGCAAUAUAGAUAGCUAACAAUAGAUUGUUAACGUGGACCAUGUCCAUACUUGAUGCGAUCGACUUUUAUUUACAUUUUGAUACACCAUUAUGUUUUGUACAGCACAGACAAGAAGGCCUGAAAGAAACAUAAAAAAAAAUAGUGAGUGUUAUAAAUGAUAUGUAGGAUCAUUCCACCCUGUAAAGGAAUAAAAAAGAUAUUUUUCAUUAUCACUUGGUGUUUUUAUUUUAUAAAGAAAUCAUAAUAACUUUGCAUGUAAAAACAUAAAUCCUGCUAGCUUACUGACUGUACGUGAAGCUGGAGAUUAUAGAAGCUAUUCGGUUUGAGCGUUGUUCUCAUACUUUAGGUACUAAAUGUCGGCGAGGGAGUU